Yamadazyma jaroonii is the source of this 1677-nucleotide messenger RNA. Lineage: Eukaryota; Fungi; Ascomycota; Pichiomycetes; Serinales; Debaryomycetaceae. The record is from the annotation of a GenBank genome assembly.
AUGUCAGUGUAUAAUCAACAAGUUACAAUUAAACAACAGCAUCAACAACGAUUAAAUGAAUUGUUGGAUGCUGUUAAACAAGAGUUUGAAUUUACAUUAAAUGAAGCAUCCAAUUUUAAACAAGUUAAAGAUGACUAUGAUUUAAAGUAUAAUCAACAAAUCAAUGAAAUGCAACAAAUUAGAACAACAGUUUAUGAAUUAGAAAUGGCUCAUAGAAAGAUCAAAGAAGCUUAUGAAGAAGAAAUCUUAAGAUUAAAGACGGAAUUAGAAAAUAGACUGAAAAAUCCAGGAAUUAUGAAUCAACCACCAACUCAAGGGUAUCAACCUCCACAAAUUCAAUCACAACCUCCAGUUCCAAGUCAAACUUCACAACCUCCACAACCUUCACAGCCAGCUCAACCACCAUCCAUUCAACAAGUGGCUCCAGCUCAAACUCAACCAACUACCAUACCACCAGUUAAUGCGGUAGCACCAAUUAAUGGAUCAAUUAACCCAAAUUUACAAAUAAUUGAUCAAAGUCAAUAUAUUGUUAAUCCAAGUCAAAAAUCUUUACACAUUAAAGAAAUUCCACCAUUCUUAUCUGAUUUAGAUAUUUCAAAAGCUAACCCAGAUUUUAAGAAACAAUUACCUGAUUAUUAUGUAUUAUAUAACCCAGCAUUCAAAAGAAAUUUGGAUGUUGAAUUAGUUCAUUCAUUAAAUCAUUCAUCAGUCGUUUGUUGUGUGAGAUUUUCUAAAAAUGGGGAAUUUAUUGCUACUGGAUGUAAUAAAACUACUCAAGUUUUUGAUGUUAAAACUGGUGAAUUAGUUGCUAAAUUAACUGAUGAUAAUAAUUCUAAUGGUGUUAAUGAUGAUUCAAAUAAAGAUAAAGAUUCAAAUCCUAAUGGAGAUUUAUAUAUUAGAUCAGCUUGUUUCUCACCUGAUGGAAAAUUCUUAGCCACUGGAGCUGAAGAUAAAUUGAUUAGAAUUUGGGAUUUAACAACUAAAAGAAUCAUUAAAAUUUUAAGAGGACAUGAACAAGAUAUUUAUUCAUUAGAUUUUUUCCCUGAUGGUAAUAGAUUAGUUAGUGGUAGUGGUGACAGAACAGUAAGAAUCUGGGAUUUAAGAUCAUCUCAAUGUUCUUUAACUUUAUCAAUUGAAGAUGGGGUUACUACUGUUGCCGUAUCACCUGAUGGACAAUUAAUUGCUGCUGGUUCAUUAGAUAGAACUGUCAGAGUUUGGGAUUCAAAUACUGGUUUCUUAGUUGAAAGAUUGGAUUCUGGUAACGAACAAGGUAAUGGACAUGAAGAUUCAGUUUAUUCCGUUUCAUUCUCAACCAACGGUAAACAAAUUGCUUCUGGUUCAUUAGAUAGAACAGUUAAAUUAUGGAAUUUACAAGGUAAAUCUGAUUCCAUUGGUAAUAAAAAAUCAAGUUGUGAUGCUACAUUCAUAGGUCAUAAAGAUUUUGUGUUAUCAGUUUGUCCAACUGCUAAUAAUGAAUUUAUUUUAUCAGGUUCAAAAGAUAGAGGUGUUAUAUUUUGGGAUAGAGAAAGUGGUAAUCCAUUAUUGAUGUUACAAGGUCAUAGAAAUUCCGUUAUUGCUAUAGCAGUUUCUUUGGAUAGUGGUGAAAAUGAAGGUUAUUUUGCUACUGGUUCUGGGGAUUGUAAAGCAAGAUUAUGGAAAUGGACUUUAAAAAAAUAG